AGAACCUGCUCAACGCCCCCCACCUGUGUCCCUGCAACUUCGUGCGCAGCCCUGGUGGUUCCCAAUUCAGGAACUCAGCAAUCUUCUGGUGCUCUACAUGGAAGCCUGGUUAGCAGAAAGGAUCAUUGGCCCAGACCAUGCCGAAAUCUCAGAAAUGGAGUGGAUGGGCCAAGCCCUGCUAAGAGUGGACUCAGCCAACUGUGGGAACCUAGCUGAAAUCACCAUCUUUGGACGACCCAGUGCACAGAUUCGAUUAAAAAAUAUUCUCUUGAACAUGACUACCUGGCACAAAGAAGACGAAGCCCAAAGAGCUAUGAAGAUAAAUGAAGUUGAAGAGUUUUUGAAAGUCCGUGCCUCCUCCAUCUUAAGCAACUUAAGUGCCAAAGGGCCGAAACUGGCUGGCAGCCCGCUUCCGCCAGAGUGAAGAGAAAUACACCGCUGGAUUCUUAAACCACUACACGUGUUUUCCUACCUGCCUUCACGAAGACCUUCUGUUUAUUUUUCUUUGAAAAUAACAAUUUGUAGAACUAUUCCAAUAUAAAAAAAAAUUUU
Messenger RNA from Mastomys coucha (southern multimammate mouse), 552 nucleotides. Its product is annotated as oocyte-expressed protein homolog. The record is from RefSeq and is a predicted model, not a curated record. Gene Ontology annotation, cellular component: apical cortex; protein-containing complex. The coding region runs from base 98 to 424 and encodes 108 amino acids. Gene Ontology annotation, molecular function: RNA binding. NCBI's taxonomy places the organism in Eukaryota, Metazoa, Chordata, Mammalia, Rodentia, Muridae. Gene Ontology annotation, biological process: embryonic pattern specification; establishment or maintenance of apical/basal cell polarity. The transcript has a single exon.